Molecule: messenger RNA, 2313 nt
Organism: Medicago truncatula (barrel medic)
Lineage: Eukaryota; Viridiplantae; Streptophyta; Magnoliopsida; Fabales; Fabaceae
Product: fimbrin-2
Exons: 14
Coding region: 273-2264 (663 amino acids)
Biological process (GO): actin filament network formation; actin filament bundle assembly
Cellular component (GO): actin filament bundle; actin filament; cytoplasm
Molecular function (GO): actin filament binding
Source: RefSeq, a predicted model, not a curated record
AAUAAUUUGAAUUUUUUCUCUCUCUUUCUCUAACACACACAUGCAAUGACACACUCACCAAAACAACUUUGAACUAUGACAGCUCUUCCCGGUCCCAAAAUGGUGUCCUUGUUCCAUCUCCUUCUCUAACACACUUUCAUCUUUUUUAUUAAGUUUUAGAUAAAAUUCAGAUACAUACAUAGACUCAUUGCAUUGGUGCAAGCAAGAACAAGCACAAAAGAUACACAAGUAACAUAAUUCAAUAAUAGAUUUUUAGUUAUAGUCUUAUAGCUAUGUCUAGUCAUUGGGGUAUUAUAGUUUCAGAUCCAUGGCUUCAAAACCAGUUUACACAAGUUGAGCUUCGCAGCUUAAAAUCACAAUUCAUGAUCAUGAGGAGAGAGAGUGGGAAGCUUACCAUUGGAGACUUGUCUUCAAAGAUGUCAAGAUUGAAAGUUGUAGGAGAAAAUCUUAGUGAAGAAGAGAGAGAUUCUUAUAUCAAUGAUUUGUAUCAGAAAUCAGAUGAAGAUGUUGAUUUUGAAUUGUUUCUCAAGGUAUACUUGAAACUGCAAACUUUUGCAAGUUCUAGAACAGGAAGCAAUAAUGCAAAAAACACAUCAGCAUUCCUCAAGGUUGCCACUACAACAUUGCUUCACACAAUAAGCGAAUCCGAGAAGGCGUCGUAUGUUACACAUAUAAAUAACUAUCUUGCAGAAGAUGAAUUCCUCAAGAAAUACCUUCCUCUUGAUCCUUCAACCAACGAUCUCUUCGAAAUCGCAAAAGACGGUGUUCUUCUUUGUAAACUUAUUAAUGUGGCAGUUCCGACAACUAUCGAUGAACGCGCAAUCAAUACAAAAAGAUUACUUAACCCUUGGGAAAGAAAUGAAAAUCACACACUUUGCCUCAACUCUGCUAAAGCAAUUGGAUGUACCGUAGUCAACAUUGGCACUCAAGACUUAAUUGAAGGAAGGCGUCAUUUGGUGCUUGGUUUGAUUUCACAGAUUAUUAAGAUACAAUUAUUGGCGAAUCUGAACCUAAAGAAAACUCCUCAACUUUUGGAACUGGUUGGUUGGGAUAGUAAGGAUAUGGAAGAGUUGAUGAGUCUACCGCCAGAAAAAAUCUUGUUGAGAUGGAUGAAUUUCCAUUUGAAGAAAACAGAAUAUAAGAAGAUUGUCGCAAAUUUCUCCUCCGAUGUUAAGGAUGCAGAAGCUUAUGCACACCUUCUAAAUGUUCUUGCAUCUGAAUACACUAAUCCAUCGACAUUGGCUGUGAAAAAUCCGUUUGAAAGAGCAAAACUAGUUCUUGAACAUGCUGAAAAGAUGGGUUGCAAGAGAUACUUAACUGCAAGAGAUAUAGUGGAAGGUUCACCAAAUCUUAACCUUGCUUUUGUUGCGCAUAUUUUCCAAAUCAGAAAUGGACUUUCAGCUCUAGCAAAACAAAGUUCUCUCCUUGACUCAUUGCUAGAUGAUACUCAAGACUCGAGAGAAGAGAGAGUUUUUCGUCUUUGGAUUAAUAGUCUUGGAAAUUCAACAUAUAUCAACAAUGUGUUUGAGGAUGUCCGGAACGGGUGGGUACUUUUAGAGACUCUUGACAAAGUGUCACCUGGGAUUGUUAAUUGGAAGAUUGCAAACAAGCCUCCCAUAAAGAUGCCAUUUAAAAAAGUAGAGAAUUGUAACCAAGUUGUGAAAAUUGGAAAACAACUUAAGUUUUCCUUGGUAAAUAUUGCUGGAAAUGACAUUGUGCAAGGAUAUAAAAAAUUAAUACUAGCAUAUUUGUGGCAAUUGAUGAGAUGCAAUAUCCUACAACUUCUAAAGAACUUGAGAUUUCACUCUCAUGGGAAGGAAAUAACUGAUUCUGAUAUUCUGCAAUGGGCAAACACCAAAGUCAAAAGCUCAGGAAGCCAAAGCCAUAUAUAUAGUUUCAAGGAUAAAAGUUUAUCAGAUGGAAUAUUUUUUCUGGAGCUCCUCAGUUCUGUACAACCUAGAGCUGUGAAUUGGGGUCUUGUGACAAAAGGAGUAACUGAUGAGGAGAAAAUGAUGAAUGCUACCUACAUUAUCAGUAUUGCAAGAAAACUUGGUUGCUCAAUAUUCUUGCUUCCUGAAGACAUCACUGAGGUAAAUCAGAAGAUGAUCCUAACACUAACAGCAAGUAUAAUGUAUUGGUUCUUAAAACACCCUGCUGUUGUUGAAGAAAGGACAAGUUCAGAUUGUGAGAGUCAAGUUGAGACCAUAUCAAAUUCAACACUUGAUGAUUCUGCUUCUGAUUUUUCAGCAGAAGAUAACAUGUAAAUAAUAUGAAUAUAUAUUUGACUUAUGAAAAAGUUUUGUUAUGAUCCAA